Molecule: messenger RNA, 942 nt
Organism: Lodderomyces margitis
Lineage: Eukaryota; Fungi; Ascomycota; Pichiomycetes; Serinales; Debaryomycetaceae
Gene: MTW1
Product: MIND complex subunit
Exons: 1
Coding region: 1-942 (313 amino acids)
Biological process (GO): mitotic sister chromatid segregation; mitotic cell cycle; kinetochore assembly
Cellular component (GO): nucleus; chromosome, centromeric region
Source: RefSeq, a predicted model, not a curated record
AUGGAAAGCAAAGAAUAUGACCCACGUGCAACAGCUCUUCUCAUUGAGCAUCUUGGCUUUGCACCUAUAAAAAUUGUUGACGAAGUUAUCAAUGCAGUCAAUCAGAUAAUGGUACAAGGGAUCGAAGCUCUUGAAAACUACUUAACCAAUAACCAUGCUCAAGGCCAACUACCUGAAAAUAUAACUCCCGAUGAAAUUCUUUCGGGUACUGCUAAAUUAGAAUCGCUACUACAAUUUAGAAUUGAUAACGCAUUUGAUAAGUAUGAAUUAUAUUGUCUUUCAAACAUUUUACAUAUUCCGUCUGAUUUGGUUCAUGAUGGAUGGUUUAGGCUAAAGAGUCACGAGGGUAUUGACUUUACUAAAAUUGAAGCCAACCCAGAAGCCAAACUGGAAUACGAUGAUGAGAUAUUACGAAUGAGUGAUUUAAUUCAACAAGAGUUGUAUAAGCGACAGUAUUAUAAACUCCAACUAGUCACAUUUGAUAAGAUUAAGCAGUAUCUUGAGCUCGUUCUGGAUAAGUUUGGGCAACUUUAUCAAUUGGGUGGUGGUGAUGAUUUACAAAAGGGACACUUACCAGCAAAGGAAAUAUUAGAGCGAUUGAGUCCUAUUGAUAACACGGUGGAACAGAUAGCCAUGCAAUUGAAAGAAGUGAUAAACCAGGUUGAAAUCGCCAAGAGCAGGCUAAGUAGUGUUGAUUUGAAGAAUGUGAAAUUUGAUUACGGUGAUGAAUAUAUUGAAAAGAGGAAAACUCGUAUUUUGAAAGAUUUGAAUUUGGAUAUUGUUCCAACAGAAGCUUCACAUGUGGAGAAUGGAACUGGGACAAAAGACAAAAAUGAGGAAACGUUGGAUGUUGAGAUGUUAAACAGUAUUGCCAAUGCAGAUGUUGUACAUCUGGCAAUAAGAGUAGCUGAAACUGUGACGAACGAUCUGCAAAGAAAAUAA